This is a messenger RNA of Adineta steineri, 264 nucleotides long. The record is from the annotation of a GenBank genome assembly. Lineage: Eukaryota; Metazoa; Rotifera; Eurotatoria; Adinetida; Adinetidae.
AUGGGUUCUUGGAAAUUAGAAAUUGUUCGCAUGGCAUGCUAUAUAAGUUUUCCAUUGGCUGCAAUGUUUUUAUUUAGUCGUCCGGAAUUAUUCAAAGAUCGAGUUAUUGCUGCUCGAAAACGAUAUUAUCCACCACCAAAUCCUGAACGUGAUGAAUUAAUUCAACAAUUAAAAGAUCGAGAACAAAUUCGACGUGAAGCUGAAGUUCUUGAUCAAAUGAGUCAAUUUCAAAGUAAACAAAAAGAUUCAGCACAACUUAAAUGA